CAAAUAUAUUAGUUAUUUUUAAAUCCAAAAAGAUAAGAUGGCGGCUGGUUCAUCACGUGGUAACCGCGGGAAAAAGGAGGGAAAUCCACGAUUUUGUUUUCUGUUGAUCGCAGCUUUCUUUCUCGUACUCGCAGCUGUUCUGGUUCUACUGGUCAGCAAUCAGCUGAUCGGAUAUACUACACAAGAGUUACCAGUUGGACUACUGUACAAUCCAGAGACUACACUUGGUACACGGUACAUAUCCGCUGCGGGUACUGCAAUAACAGAUAUAGAAAUAGCUGCCGGGCAAGCAGUGUUAUCCCCGCCAGGUGCUAUCAGGCUCAAGCUAAGAUCUGUAAAUGAAACAGAUGAAGACAGUUUUAUCAGAUUGCACAAGACUGGAGUGAGGUUAUUUCUGAUUGAUGUUAUAUCUCCAGAGCUUUACAGAGUAACCGAGAACUGUACUGAUUGUAUCUUAAUUUGCGAUAAUCUUAGACCAGGGCGAGGUGAAAAGUCAAAGGCUGCUGUUAUAAAACAAAGUCCAAACCUUAAUCUUCUAGCAGAAGCUUAUCUUACUCUGAUAAACCAAUCCAAACCAGAAUCUGAGGGAGUUAAGGUUCUCCCUGUAAUGCGUGAUGACCAGCCCGCCAGUGACCUCUACGAUAGCUUUGUACAAGCUGUCAAAUCAUUUAACAGAAUCAGUUUGCUAAACCCUGUUGUCUACACCCCUUCCCAGUAUCCUAAGAGUGAUGCUUUUGAGAUUAUCAGUAGUAUGGGCAGCCUUAUAUCCCUUCAUCCUACAGCACAGGUGUUGAUGCUGAGUAAUGAUGAAAUACCAGAAUUACUCUCUCUUUCACAUGUUAACCAGGAGUUGAAAAAGCGAAGAUGGUUUGCUGUAGAUGCAGUUCAUCUAGCAGAAGAUAUAAGAGCUAGUGCCAGGGGACGAAGUUCAGGGGGUCUGGGAAGUUUUACGACACUGUCUUACCUGGGAAAAGGAAGGAAUAACGGACUUCGGAACCAGUUUCUUAGAAGACAUUUACUAACUGGAGAUGUAGAUGGAAAUGUUUAUAAAGAAUGGAUGGUUUAUGACAACAUGAUAAAGAUCCAUCGAGCCUAUGGCGAUACACUUCUAGAACAACAAGUAUAUUUGAUAGAUGUUCUUAAUAAAGAAUUUGAAAUCAAAGAGCAACUAGAAGAACAAAUAGAUGAAGAAGUAGAAGAACGAGAAGAAGAAGAAGAAGUAGAAGAGGAGAAAAGAGAAGAAACAGGUUUAAAAGAAGAGAACGGAGAUGGAAAAAAUAAAAUUGAGAAGGACAGAGAAGGGAGGAAUGAAAGUGAGAAGGAUGUAGGAGGGAGGGAUGAAGGGGUUUUUAUCUCAAUGUUUCUGAUGCCGGAUAUUAAGAAUGUUGUUCUGAUUCCACAGGUUGGUUGGUUAAUCGAAGGAGUGCUUAAUGCUACAAAAGUUGAAGACAAUAAUACAAUUAUUAAAUACUCUCCUGUCCAGACAAGUGUACUCUCAAGACGAGAGUUGGAAGGAUUAUAUGAAGGAAAGAAAUCAAAUUGUUCAGAUCCAAUAUUCUCCAUUAAUAUUCAACCCAGGGUUUUUGUACCAGAUCUGGUGUUAAAUCUAACCCUGUCUGAUAUACCCGACACACUAAUACUACCAGUCCAGGGUGGUGUAGGAGUUCAUCUACAUUGUAAUAACGACAACAUAGGAUAUGUAUGCACACAUAGUAAACUGGAUACAGGGGAUCUAGUCUGUAGACUUGAUACAAGGAGUAGAAUUCGAGAAAUAGAAACACCUGCAGCCCAUCACUUUAAUCAAACACAUUCAGAAAGAAUUAUUAAGAAGACAUUUUGACAAAAUUUUAAAGUUUUGUUAAACUAAUAUCAUUAAUAUAAAGAAUAAAGAUUAUAUUUUUGUU
Molecule: messenger RNA, 1904 nt
Organism: Eurytemora carolleeae
Lineage: Eukaryota; Metazoa; Arthropoda; Copepoda; Calanoida; Temoridae
Exons: 19
Coding region: 38-1840 (600 amino acids)
Source: RefSeq, a predicted model, not a curated record